This is a messenger RNA of Diversispora eburnea, 543 nucleotides long. The record is from the annotation of a GenBank genome assembly. Lineage: Eukaryota; Fungi; Glomeromycota; Glomeromycetes; Diversisporales; Diversisporaceae.
AUGGAAGACUGGGAGAGUAUUGGGAGAACUAUGGUUCGAAAAGCGCAGCAUACCAAAUGGUGGUGUAGUCGACUGAAUCAUUACUAUAAGUAUUGCCUAGCUAGGAGUCCUUUUGCAGAAGUACUGCAGGCAAUGUCAAAUACGGAUGACUCUGCGAAUGCUGUUACAGAUGAUUCUCCUAGUUAUCCUAUACAUUCUGUAGAUAAUCUUUACCGCGGAGACCUUAUUGCAAUGGAUUUUAUCUGCAUCUAUUGGGUCGAUGGUGACCAUACACCACGCUGGAAAGAAUGCAAAUAUUCUGAUGAUUUUGAUGGUAAAGACGAAGUGCCGACGUCGUACACAUCUCCAUGGUGGGCAGCAGGAUACCGCUUCGGAGCAUAUGAUGAAUAUUGGGGUGAAUAUUUCAAUACUGACGAUGUAAUGUGGUAUAAUGACAAUCAAAGUCAAAAAUAUUGUAAUGAUCUUCACUUCCAUAUUAAGCCUAUUUAUUUGAAAUUGAGUUAUGAUUAUUCAAUAUCUAACGACAAAUGUUAUUGGGAAUAA